Elephantulus edwardii (Cape elephant shrew) is the source of this 1197-nucleotide messenger RNA. It is a transcript of the gene MVK, whose product is annotated as mevalonate kinase. Gene Ontology annotation, molecular function: ATP binding; mevalonate kinase activity. The record is from RefSeq and is a predicted model, not a curated record. NCBI's taxonomy places the organism in Eukaryota, Metazoa, Chordata, Mammalia, Macroscelidea, Macroscelididae. Gene Ontology annotation, cellular component: cytoplasm. Bases 7 to 1197 code for a protein of 396 amino acids. The transcript is spliced from 10 exons. Gene Ontology annotation, biological process: cholesterol biosynthetic process; isoprenoid biosynthetic process.
GGCGCCAUGCUGUCAGACAUGCUGCUGGUAUCUGCACCGGGAAAAGUCAUUCUCCACGGAGAGCAUGCUGUGGUCCAUGGCAAGGUAGCAUUGGCUGUGGCUUUGAACUUGAGAACCUUUCUCCGGCUUCAACCCCUAAGCAAUGGGAAAGUGAGCCUCAACUUACCAAACAUUGGCAUCAAGAGGCACUGGGAUGUGACUAGGCUUCAUUCACUAGACCUGAGCUUUUUGGAGAAAGGCGAUGCCACAGUGCCCACCCCAGAGCAAGUGGAGAAGCUGACAGAGGUGGCCGAUGUCCCUGCGGACUGUGCUGUCACCGAGCGCCUGGCUGUGCUGGCCUUCCUGUACCUCUACCUGUCCGUCUUCCGGAAGCAGAGGGCCCUGCCUAGCCUGGACAUCGUGGUGUGGUCAGAGCUGCCCACCGGCGCGGGCCUGGGCUCCAGUGCGGCCUACUCCGUGUGUCUGGCAGCCGCCUUGCUGACUGCGUGCGAGCAGAUCCCCAACCCUCUGAAGGACGGCGAUGGCAUCAGCAGGUGGGCCGAGGAAGACUUAGAGUUAAUCAACAAAUGGGCCUUCCAGGGCGAGAGGAUCAUUCACGGGAAUCCGUCUGGAGUGGACAAUGCCGUCAGCACCUGGGGAGGAGUGCUCCGGUACCAGCAAGGACAGAGUGUAUCUCUAAAGAGGCCCCCAUCUUUGAAGAUCUUGCUAACCAACACCAAAGUGCCCCGCAGCACCAAAGCACUCGUGGCCGGAGUCAGGAGCAGGCUGCUGAAGUUCCCAGAAAUUGUGAACCCCCUCCUCACCUCCAUAGACGCCAUUGCCCUGGAGUGCGAGCGGGUGCUGGGAGAGAUGGAGGCUGAGCCGACCCCAGAACAGUACCUGGUGCUGGAAGAGCUCAUCGACAUGAACCAGCACCAUCUGAAUGCCCUUGGAGUGGGCCACGCCACUCUGGACCGGCUAUGCCAGGUGACCAGGUCCCACGGACUGUACAGCAAGCUCACAGGUGCAGGCGGCGGUGGCUGUGGCAUUACACUCCUCAAGCCAGAUGUGCAGCGGCAGGUGGUAGAGGCCACCAAGCAGGCCCUGACUGGCUGCGGCUUCGACUGCUGGGAAACCAGCAUCGGCUCUCCUGGCGUUUCCAUGCACUUGGCCUCCCUCCUGGAUGCUCCCAUUCGACAGGCCCUGGAUAUCCUCUGA